AGAGUAGUGUGUUAUUAUACAAACUGGUCCCAAUAUAGAUAUGGAAUGAAAUUUUACCCGGAAAAUGUAGAUCCAUCACUUUGCACGCAUGUAAUCUAUGCGUUUGCCAAGUUAAAUGGUAAUCAACUCGCUCCGUUUGAAUGGAAUGAUGAAUCAACAGAUUGGAGCAAGGGCAUGUACGAACGACUUCAAGCUCUGAAAUCUACUAAUCCCAAUUUAAAGACAUUGCUUGCAGUAGGUGGAUGGAAUAUGGCAUCUGAACCAUUUACAUCUAUGGUUUCAAGUUCGGCUAACAUAUCAGAAUUUGCAUCAACAAGUGUAACGUUCUUAAGAAAGAAUGGUUUUGAUGGAUUAGAUUUAGAUUGGGAAUAUCCGGCCAAGCGUGGAAGUCCAUCGGCAGAUAAAUAUAGAUUUACAAGUUUAGUCAAGACACUGGUAGACACAUUUAAUGCAGAAUCACAGAGUACUGGUAAUCCAAGACUAUUAUUAUCAGCAGCGGUUGGGGCUGGGAAAAGCAAAGUCGAUGAAGGAUAUGAAGUAGCUACAUUAUCACAAUAUUUAGACUUUAUUAAUUUAAUGACCUAUGAUUUACAUGGUAGUUGGGACAGUGUUGUUGGUCACAAUAGCCCAAUGUUUGCUAGAAGUGGUGAGAACGGUACAGAUGUUUAUCUCAAUAUGAAUUGGGCAGCCAAUUAUUGGGUACAGAAUGGUGCAUCAAAAAGCAAACUUAACAUUGGUAUGCCUUUAUAUGGUAGAACAUUUACUUUAACCGAUUCUUCUAAUUCUCAACCUGGUGCGCCUACCACUGGUGCUGGAACAGCUGGUACUUAUACAAAAGAGAAAGGUUUUCUUGCCUUUUAUGAGAUUUGUAAAAUGAGUAAAACAGUAUAUUCUAUACCAGAACAAAAAGUCAAAUAUGCUGUUAGUGGAAAUCAAUGGAUUGGCUUUGAUGAUCAAGAUACAUUAAAAGAAAAGGUAUGUUAUGUGAAAUCCAAUAAUUAUGGCGGUGUUAUGGUAUGGGCAUUAGAUUUAGAUGAUUUUAGUGGACAGUGUUCUAGUGGUGUAAAAUAUCCCCUACUUCAUACCAUUAAUAAUGAAUUAUCAAUUCCGUUCAUAAAGCUAAAAACUUUUUUCUGGGUAAAAAUAUCACUUAUAUGUCUUAUUUCAGCACCGGUAAACUUGUGUAGUGGUAAAACUGAUGGUUAUUUCGCUGAUCCUGUAAACUGUUCUAUGUUCUAUAGAUGUGACAACUCUAAAUCAUGGCACAUGUCCUGUCCACCCUCAACAGUAUUUAAUGAUGUCAAGUCGUACUGUGAUCAUGUAUAUAAUGUACCAAGAUGUCAAUAA
Lottia gigantea (owl limpet) is the source of this 1347-nucleotide messenger RNA. RefSeq lists its product as hypothetical. Gene Ontology annotation, molecular function: chitinase activity; chitin binding. Gene Ontology annotation, biological process: carbohydrate metabolic process; chitin catabolic process. The transcript is spliced from 8 exons. The annotation marks the transcript as partial. The record is from RefSeq and is a predicted model, not a curated record. Gene Ontology annotation, cellular component: extracellular region. NCBI's taxonomy places the organism in Eukaryota, Metazoa, Mollusca, Gastropoda, Lottiidae.